This is a messenger RNA of Lasiosphaeria miniovina, 1296 nucleotides long. RefSeq lists its product as uncharacterized. Lineage: Eukaryota; Fungi; Ascomycota; Sordariomycetes; Sordariales; Lasiosphaeriaceae. The record is from RefSeq and is a predicted model, not a curated record. The transcript has 2 exons. The annotation marks the transcript as partial.
AUGGCGGAUGAACAGCAGUUUCUCCUGCAGAAGGUCCACAGCCUGAGCGACCUCGAACUGGCCGCGCUGCUGUCGCUCGUCGCCCGCGAGCACUGUCUGGUCAGCACCGUCCCGGAGUCGGUCGACGAGCUCGCCGAGGAGCUGCGCCUGAUCGCGUCGCACACCUUCAACCUCUCGUCGGCCAUUGUCAGCUGCCACGCCCACACCACCCUCGACGACUUUGCUACGGCCCUCCUGGUUCCCCCUCCGCCAGCCCGCGUCUUGCCCUCGUCGUCUCCAUCACCGCGCUCCGUCUCGCCGUACCAGCAGCGCCGGAGCAGCAACAACAAACCCGAGAAUGCCACCGCCUACAACCCCGCGCCUGGCUCGUCCGGUUCCUACUUCCCGGGGCUACGCCUGGGCGGCAACGGCGCCGGCCUCGGAGGUGGUGGCGGAAACGGGCCGACGACCUCUUCCCCGCCUGCGGUCGGAGGCACCACUUCGCAGCAGCAGCAACAGCAACAGCAGCCGCACAUUGCCAACGUAAUUCUCGCCAAGGACCUCGACCGGGCGCCGCGCGCCGUGCAGAUCCAGGCGCUGGAGCUGCUGCGCACGCGGCGCAUCUUCACGCGGACGAAUGUGCAGACGGCGCCCAAGCAGUUCCUGUUCGUGGCGGUGCUGGGCGCGGCGAGCGGGGGCCAAGCGCGCGUGACGCCGCAUCUCAAUGACUUCUUCUACAUUGCGCACUGGCACGACGCUGACGAGUUCGGGUUCGAGCAUCUCGACCGAGAAUGGGGCGCGGGACGAGCAAGAGCAUCGGGUGGGGGCGACGGCCUCAACGAGGGCGACUACGACGAUGACGACUACGACGGCAACGAUGCAGCCUCGACGGACUCGAGCCGCAGCGUCCCGCACGACGGCCCCGUGUUCAGCGAUGGGGACAUCGCGUUCCUGGGGCAGCUGGCACAGGCGGUGCACGUGUCUGUCGAGAUGACGCGGUACCAGGCCAACAUCGCUUCGUUCGUGCGGAUGCACCGGGCGGUGGCAGCGGACAGCGGGGCGUCGCCGGCGGCGACCAAGCACUUUGGGCGCCUGGCGCGCAGCCUGGCGGCGCUACACGGGCUGGACCACGUCACACCGUCGCUAGUGGCGCUCGCCGCCCGCAAGGUCUACCUGCACCGCCUGCGCACCGUCACCACAGCCCCCGACCGCGAGCGCAGCAUGCAGUGGGGCAGCCAGCUCGCCGCCGUCGCGGCCCUGCUCGACGGCGUCGGCCCCGAGGGCGUGCUGGACGACGUGCUUGACAUGGUCGCCGUG